AUGAACUCACUGCUUCUAAGACGUAACCAUGGUCGAGUCAAAGCAGUGACGUAUGCAGAUGAUGUUGUCCUUUUGGUAACAGAAAAAGAUAUAACUUUAGCAAAACUAGACAUUCUGAAGGCUGAGAAUGCACGUCUGUUGUCAGAACAAGAAAUUCUACAAAAAAAAGUCAAUGACUUAACUGAAUUUCUUAAUAAUGUCUUAGUAGUGUGUGCAACAAAACACGAGGAAAUUUUGAGAAAAAUUAAGCCGUUUGAUGCAUUGACUGAUAGUAAUCGUGUCUUACGUGAAGAAAGAAAUUCAUUAUAUGCCCGAAAUAAGGAGCUUAAUGAAAAAAUAAGUUCAAUUGAAGAGGAACUAUUUCGACUUCAAGCGCAAAAUCGUGAAUUUACGUUAAAAAUUGAGGAAUUAGUAUUAGAAAAUACAUCUGCAAAAAAUGAAGCUAUGAAAUGGCGCCAUCGAGCUAAUGCUUUAGUAGAGAAAACAAACAAAAAUCCAGAAGAAUUUAAAAGAUUGCAAAUGGAGAGAGAGAAUUUAGCCAAAAUGUUGACAAAUGAGAAGGAAAUUUUAAAACAAGCAACAGAUGAAAACAACAAUUUAAAGGCCGACUAUGUCCGAUUAGAGACUGAACUCACUCUUUUAUCAAAACAAUUAGCAGCAUUAAGUGAGGAACAUAAAAAGGUUUCAGAUGAACUAGUGACUGCUAAAAGUACCAAUAGUCGAAUUAUGUUAGAGCUAAUGGAGUUCAAAAAUAAAAUUCUACAAAAGGAGGAAAUAAUUCAGAAACAUAUUGAAACUAUAGAGUUAAAAGAAGUUCAAUUACAAGAUGUAAAGAAUAAAGAAAUUCAAAUUCGUAAAAUAGCUAAACGAUAUAAGGAUUCAUAUUUAGAGUUAUCUAACAAAAGAAAUGCAUCAGAAGAAAAUACGGGACAAAAUGCUAUGGAAACUUCAACAAAUAACACUGGUGAAGGUAAUGAAGGUUUAAGUGAAGUUAAAGCGCAAAAUAGUGGUCUCUCAGACGCAAAAAUGACACUAACUCAAGAAUUAUUAACAAUCAAAACUAAAUUCCAAGCAUCUGAAGAUAAGCUUAUUCAGAUUACGAAUCAAUAUGAAGAAACUAUAACUCGUCUUGAAAAAGAACAAGUAGAUCAAAGUAUUUCAAAUAAAGAUUUAGUUGCACGGUUAACCCGCGACAAUGAAUCAUUAACUGUUUGUCUAAAUAAUCUUAAUCGUCUACUUGGACCUCAGCAGUCUGCAAAAGCAAGUACAAGUUCUAUUGCAAACUCCGAUAAAUGUUCAAUUUCAGACUCUUCGCCACGUACCGCUAAUGUAAAACCUUUGUUGGUAUCCACAGUGCAACAGUCAGCUACAGUUACACCAUGGCGUGGAAGUGAAACACCUCUUGCUAGCUUUCGACUAAUAUCUGUGCAAAACAGCCGCUCGGCAGCUAUACUACCAAAUAGUCAACAAAUAGCAGCAAGUGGUUCUACAUCCUCUUCUACUACAGGAAGCGCCAGUAAUACGGCUCUAGUUCCACCACAACAGCAGGUACAUACAACUGCAAGUACAUCUGCAGAAUCGAUGUCAUCUUCUCCAACAUCGUCGCAUACGGAUUAUAUACCUUCAACAAGUUCAGCUUCGGUUGCAGUUGCUACUAUACCGCCCAUGGGUGCGAUUAACACUGCAGAAAGUUCUCAAGAAGCUGAAAGUGUUCAAUUAUCUCAGCAAAAUGAUUCACAGCCGCAAGUAAGUGGUGGGCAAUCCCAAGUUGUAGCACUAGUUUCACCUCGAGUCGAAGGUUCUAUUCAAAAUUCUCCUUCACCAAAUCCUCAAAUUCACCAAGAUUCUAAUAAUCAGCAGCCUAGUACUUCCGGCACAACUAGCUCUACUUCACAUAUUGCAGUAAGUAGCCAAAAUAGACAUACACCUUCUAGCAGCAAUGUAACAACUACACAUGCCGGAUCAUCUGGAGCUCACAAACGUCCCCGGGAUCUUGAUGGGGAUGCAUCUACGUGUACUGAGCAGUCUAAUGCAGAUAAACCUAAACAACCUAAACGUUUAAGGACACCAAUGCAUGAAAGCGAAGCCAAUUUAUUAGAUGUAGAAUAUCAAGUACCAACUUCAUCACAACGGGAUCAAGAGGAUGAAAUUGUUGUCGUUGAUUCCGAAGAUGACGGUAUGGGAGAACCUGAUGAUGGUCCAAUGGACGGUGAUACAGAACAUGGCUAUGAAGAUUCAUAUGAACCUGAUGCAGAUUUAGGUGGAAACGAUGGUCCCGAAAUAAAAAUUGACAAUAAUGAAGUUGAUGUUGAUGAAUGCGUAGAAAGCCAAGCUGAAUAUUCUUCAAUCAAUGAUAAUCAAAGCACAGAAGCAAGUACAAGCCAAGCAGCUGCACAGCAAGAAAAACAUCAGCAAAGUCAAACCAUAACCAGCGGCAGUAUUGAAUCCAGUUCAAACAUCCAACAGCCACCUCCAACGCAGUGGAAACAACAAGCAUCGUCCACAUUUAACAGACAACAAAAAAUAACAAAUGUUGCAUCACCACAAGGCACAUCAACUAAAGUUCAUGAAGAUAACAAUAAAGAUGUAGUCGUUGGCAGACCCUCUGAUAAGUAA
This is a messenger RNA of Teleopsis dalmanni, 2616 nucleotides long. RefSeq names its product nucleoprotein TPR-like. Lineage: Eukaryota; Metazoa; Arthropoda; Insecta; Diptera; Diopsidae. The coding region runs from base 1 to 2616 and encodes 871 amino acids. Gene Ontology annotation, biological process: mRNA export from nucleus. Gene Ontology annotation, molecular function: structural constituent of nuclear pore. The transcript has 3 exons. The record is from RefSeq and is a predicted model, not a curated record. Gene Ontology annotation, cellular component: nuclear pore.